Hemicordylus capensis (graceful crag lizard) is the source of this 1509-nucleotide messenger RNA. It is a transcript of the gene ASIC5, whose product is annotated as acid sensing ion channel subunit family member 5. Gene Ontology annotation, cellular component: membrane. Gene Ontology annotation, biological process: sodium ion transmembrane transport. Bases 1 to 1509 code for a protein of 502 amino acids. The record is from RefSeq and is a predicted model, not a curated record. Lineage: Eukaryota; Metazoa; Chordata; Lepidosauria; Squamata; Cordylidae. The transcript is spliced from 10 exons. Gene Ontology annotation, molecular function: ligand-gated sodium channel activity.
AUGUUAUUUGAAGAGAGUAUAGCAACAGUGGCAGGAUUGUUGGAAAAAGCCAGGCUCUAUGUAACGCGGAAACCCUUGCCAUCUCUGGAAGAAAGAAAGAAAUAUGAUUAUGAAUUUGCAACUUCCACUUCAUUCCAUGGGGUGCACAAUAUUGCCCGGACCAAGAGCAAAACACGUAUGGUGCUGUGGGUGUUGGUAGUUAUUGGCUCCAUUGUUCUUGUUGCCUGGCAAAUCUGCAACCGCAUCAUCUAUUACUUCAGCUGGCCUACCACAACAUCCGUUGUUGUUCAGUAUGUAGAAAAGAUUGAAUUUCCUGCUGUAACCUUUUGUAAUCUGAACAGAUUCCAAACCCAAGCAGUAGCUAAUCUGAGCAUCAUUUUCUUCCUCUGGAGCAUAGUGUCUGGAGUUCUUCAUAUGUUUGAUAUGAGUGACAAAUUUGGUCCAGAGAUAAGCGAUUUCCUCCAGGGGAAUCAAAAUUUCAGCAUCAAAGAAUUUACAAGAAAUAAUGGUUUCUAUCUCAACAACAGUACUUUGCUUGAAUGUGAAUAUUUUGGGAAGCCAUGUUACCCAGAGGACUUCAAGCAUGUCUUCACGGAAUAUGGGAACUGCUUUACUUAUAAUCAUAUUAACAUUCCAGAAAAAAGAAGAGUGAGUGUCUCUGGAAGGGGCUUGAAAUUGCUGUUCGAUGUCAAACAGGCACAGUUCACUGAUGACCCUUCUCUUGGUUUUGUUGAUGCCGGCAUAACCUUUGCUAUCCAUUCACCUAAAGAACCUCCCCGUUUUGAUGGUUUAGGAAUAUUCACCCCAGUAGGGAUGCAUGCUCAUGCGGCAAUCCGCCAGCUGAAGACAAUUAUCCAAGAAUACCCUUGGGGAGAAUGCAAUCCAAACAUCAAGCUUCAGCACCACAUGAUCUACAGCACGUAUGGAUGUCUACAAGAAUGCAAGGCUCGACAUAUACAAAAAAAGUGUGGGUGCUUGCCAUUCAUGCUACCAGGAAAUGGAACAGAAUGUGACAUGGAAAGAUUUUACAACUGUGUUUCUCCUACACUGUAUAACAUAGAACUCAUGGGAUUGUGCACAGGAGGAACACAUAAUUCUACUUGUCCAGUGCCUUGUGAAGAAACAGAUUACCCAACCUCUAUCUCCUAUUCAACUUUUGCAAGUGAAAAGGCUUUGAAAUUUCUUUCCACAAAGUUGAAGAAAAAUCCGGAGUAUAUCAGGCAUAACCUUGUAUAUAUUGACAUUAAAUAUCAUGAUCUGAAUUACAAAGUGACUCAGCAGCAGAAGGCCCUGAGUGUAUCUGAGUUGCUUGCUGAUGUUGGUGGUCAACUUGGAUUAUUUUGUGGAGCCAGUAUGAUUACAAUCAUAGAGAUUGUUGAAUACAUCUUCACCAAUUUUUGUUGGAUGUGUGUCUUUCUUCUACUAAAAGCCCCAGAAAUGCCCAGCUGGGAUACUUCAGAUCAGAAUAAACAACCAAACAACAAUAACCACAGAAUACAAGAAUGUUAA